Molecule: messenger RNA, 1557 nt
Organism: Acanthocheilonema viteae
Lineage: Eukaryota; Metazoa; Nematoda; Chromadorea; Rhabditida; Onchocercidae
Source: the annotation of a GenBank genome assembly
AUGUCGACAUCAAAAGACAAGCCGAAAGUUUAUGUUAUUGUAAAUAAAGCCUUAUCGGAUGCAAAACUGCAAUAUAGCAGUGUGGAACAAGCGGCGGUUGCUUACCUGUAUGGUGGUACCUGUUGUGGACAACGAGCACUUUACGAAAUUGGACUUACCGGAAUUCCUAUUUACAAUGUGAACAAUGCGUGCGCAAGUGGUUCAACAGCUAUUUAUCUCUCGAAAUUGUGUAUUGAAGGAGGUCAUGCAGAUGUUAUGCUUGCAGUUGGUUUUGAGAAAAUGAAAGGAGGCUCAUUGGAAUCAAUGGAAAGUAUCGAUGGUCGAACGCAUUCAUUGGAACGACAUAUCGAUGUCAUUUCGAGCACAAAUGGCCUAGUACCUGUACCGCUUAUGGCUCAAAUGUUUGCUAAUGCUGGCCGAGAACAUAUGGAUAAAUAUGGAACAAAAAGAGAGCAUUUUGCUAAAAUAGCCCAAAAAAAUCAUAAACAUUCCAUUGAUAAUCCAAAUUCACAAUUCCAAAAGGAGUAUAGUUUGAACGAGAUUCUGAAUGCGAGAGUAAUUCACGAUUUUAUGGGUCUUCUGGAAUGCAGUCCAACAUCAGAUGGUGCAGCAGCAGUAAUUUUAUGUAGCGAGAAAUUCUUGAAAAAAUCUCCUCAUCUGUCGGCACAAGCUGUCGAAAUUAUAGGUGCUGAGUUUGGAACCGAUGAACCGUCGGUAUUUGCUGAACGUUCAAGUAUAAAACUGAUUGGCUUCGAUAUGAUACAAAAAUUAUCAACAAGAUUAUAUCAGAAGACGGGCUUAACACCAAAUGACGUGCAGGUAAUUGAACUGCACGAUUGCUUUGCACCAAAUGAAUUGAUUUCUUACGAAGCGCUUGGACUUUGUCCCGUUGGCAAGUCACUUUUAUUUAGUAAAGGUAGUCAAAUUGUUGAUAGAAAUGAUAAUACAUAUGGCGGAAAAUGGGUCAUCAAUCCAUCUGGUGGCUUAAUAUCCAAAGGUCAUCCAAUCGGUGCAACUGGUGUUGCACAAGUUGUUGAAUUAUCGCUUCAAUUACGUGGUCUUGCUGGUGCACGUCAGGUACCAAAUUGUAAAGUUGCAAUGCAGCACAAUAUUGGAAUUGGUGGAGCUGGAAUGGUAGCAUUAUAUCGUUUAGCUGUACCAUCUCCAACAAUUUCGUCAAAUGUAAAAAUUCCUGCAAAAACAGUCUUUCUAAGCGAUGCCAUUUUUGAUGAGAUCAAAGAACGUGCAAAAGUGGAAACAGAUUUACCAAAGAAAAUAAACAGCUCAUACAGAUUUAUUUUGACCGGGCCAGAUAACACUGUCAAGAAAUGGUUUGUUAAUUGUAAGGUGACACCACCGACUAUCGUCGAAAUGGGUGAAGGUAAUGCAGAUGUGGAAAUGUCAAUGAUGGAAUCUGAUUUUAUAAAAAUUGUUGCUGGAAAGUUGCGACCUGAUCAGGCAUUCCAGCAGCGCAAAUUAAAAAUUAAAGGUAAUUUGGCAAAAGCCAUGAAGCUACGAACAUUAUUGAAAUCGGCAACGUCUAAAGCCAAAUUGUAA